This is a messenger RNA of Apaloderma vittatum (bar-tailed trogon), 2560 nucleotides long. It is a transcript of the gene ZHX2, whose product is annotated as zinc fingers and homeoboxes 2. Lineage: Eukaryota; Metazoa; Chordata; Aves; Trogoniformes; Trogonidae. Gene Ontology annotation, biological process: regulation of transcription by RNA polymerase II. The transcript is spliced from 2 exons. Gene Ontology annotation, molecular function: DNA binding; DNA-binding transcription factor activity, RNA polymerase II-specific. Gene Ontology annotation, cellular component: nucleus. Bases 1 to 2499 code for a protein of 832 amino acids. The record is from RefSeq and is a predicted model, not a curated record.
AUGGCUAGCAAAAGAAAGUCAACAACUCCCUGUAUGGUGCGAACUUCUGAAGUCGUGGAGCAGGAAGGUGCCGAAGGCGUAGAGGCUCCUAAAGAGAAGGGGGCUGGUGCACCACAGCAGGACUCUAAAAAAAAUUGGCCCUCAGAGAGCUCAGUCAAAGACUGCGAAGUGGUUGAGGCAAAGCCCCCAGCUGAAAAUCAGUCCAAGAAACCCCAGGGUGGCUAUGAGUGUAAAUACUGCCCUUAUUCAACACAAAACUUAAAUGAAUUUACAGAGCAUGUUGACACUCAGCAUCCAAAUGUCAUUCUCAACCCCCUGUAUGUCUGUGCUGAAUGCAACUUCACAACUAAAAAAUACGAUUCUUUAUCUGACCACAACACAAAAUACCACCCAGGAGAGACUAACUUUAAACUGAAGUUAAUUAAACGCAAUAAUCAGACUGUUUUAGAGCAGUCCAUUGAGAGCACUGCUAACGAUGUCCCUGUCACAAGCAGUGGGAUAGAAAAUGCAGAGUGUGAUGAUUCACUUCAUGGGGCAAUUAGUGCCAGCAAACCACCAGUGAUGAAACUGGGAAAGCCUAAAGGGGAAACCAAGAAGGGUCCCAAAAAGCCGGAAGAGGGAGUUACAGAAAACCACGUGGAUGGCACUCUCCCCCGCAUCAUAACUGAAGCCACUGAAGCUAUUGCUUGUAUAAAUGGAGACCUUCUCCACGAUGUGUUAGCCCACGUUAUGCCCUCCGUACAGCUGCCACCAAAUAUUAACCUUGUCCCCAAGGUCCCGGUACCUCUGAACAGUACCAAAUACAACUCUGCACUGGACACAAAUGCAACCAUGAUCAACUCUUUUAAUAAAUUUCCUUACCCAACGCAAGCAGAGUUGUCAUGGUUGACGGCAGCAUCAAAGCAUCCGGAAGAACAAAUCCGAAUCUGGUUUGCUACGCAACGUUUGAAGCAUGGUAUAAGUUGGUCUCCUGAAGAAGUGGAGGAGGCAAGAAAGAAGAUGUUCAACGGUACUAUUCAGGCAGUUCCCCAAACCAUCACUGUCCUGCCAGCUCCUUUGACAACUGCAAAAAUGCCCCAGCCCAUCAUCCAGACAGCUUUGCCUUGUCAGAUACUGGGCCAGACCGGUCUGGUUUUGACUCCCGUGUCAAAUGGUUCAACCGUUUCCUGUUCACCAAUUACGCUUGCUGUUGCCCCAAACCAGGGGCAAAAGAGGACAAUACAGACCUUAUCAAGUGCCCCAGAGGCCAAGCGUCCUCACAUAGUCCAGGUGCCUGAGAUUCCUGCCAAGCUGACUGCUGUACCGCUCACGCCAGCCAGUGAGCGAAAAAAGACGAAGGAGCAGAUAGCAGAGCUGAAGGCCAGUUUCAUGGCAAGCCAGUUUCCCGAUGACGCAGAAGUCUACCGGCUGAUAGAAGCGACGGGUCUCUCCAGGAGUGAGAUCAAGAAGUGGUUCAGUGACCACAGGUACAGGAGUCAAAGAGGCAUUGUGCACAUCCCUGGCGAUGCUUUAGGCAAAGAUCAGCUAGCACCUUCAGCUAGUCGACACGGCCGAUCGUUUCACCCGUACACAGAUUUUACUCCCCAGAGAUUCAAAGAGAAAACCCAAGAGCAGCUUAGGGCUCUUGAGGAGAGUUUCUUAAGAUGUUCUUUUCCUACUCAAGGAGAAUUGGACAGGCUUCGAGUCGAGACUAAGCUGAGUAGGAGGGAGAUAGAUUCGUGGUUCUCUGAGCGGAGAAAGAUAAGGGACAGCAUGGAGCAAGCUGUCUUGGACUCAAUGGGAUCCUACAGAAAAAUUAAAGACCAAGGAAUUCCCAAUGGUGCAAUAAGCCAGGCAGAACUGCUGAGUAGCUCGCAGCUCCCUGGUGCUUUAUCUGGGUCCUCUGCCACGUUUAAGAAAACCCAAGAGCAGAUUCAUCUACUGAAAAGCACGUUUGCAAGGACCCAGUGGCCAUCACCCCAGGAGUAUGACCAGUUAGCAUCUCAGACUGGGCUCACAAGAACUGAAAUAGUUCGCUGGUUCAAGGAAAACCGGUCUUCACUAAGAACUGGGUCGCUUAAAUGGAUUGACCAGUACCAGCAGCAGUCUGUUGUCGAUGGUCGUAACGAGCAAAGCCAGAAAAAGGGAUCAAAACACGUUGAGAGUCCAAAGAAUGGUAAUGAGGUGCCUCGGCAGCAUUACCAGGAGCAUAAAAAACUGAAUGAAGAGAAUGGGGGGAAAGUAGCGGUGAGGGCAAAAAGAGACUGCGAACCAUUGAAAGACUCUUUGUUGGGGAAUCAAGCGGAGGGUACGGACAGGUUGGAGUGCAACAGCCACGACGGCCACGGCAGUGAGGAGAACGAGGAGCCGGCAGAGGUCAACUGGGUGGAGGUGACAGUGGGCGAGGAUGACGCUGCAUCGGACUGUACGGACAGCUGGAGCCAAACGGCACCAGAAGGCCAGGCAGAGCUGGCAGACUUUGACUCUGAAAGUAUAUCUGGAGACAAUUCCCACGUAUAGACAGGGGAACUCCUCAGCUGCACUGUCCUGACGUUGGAAGGGGAAAUGCUGUCUGAAAAUA